Molecule: messenger RNA, 4463 nt
Organism: Oryctolagus cuniculus (rabbit)
Lineage: Eukaryota; Metazoa; Chordata; Mammalia; Lagomorpha; Leporidae
Product: snake venom 5'-nucleotidase
Biological process (GO): nucleotide catabolic process
Molecular function (GO): hydrolase activity
Source: RefSeq, a predicted model, not a curated record
CCCAGGUCCUCGCGCGCGGUGGACCGGCCACGGUGGCUCAGCCCCCAUCCGGACCUUCCCAGGAAAUGGAGGCCGAGGCGGAGGCCCUCGCUGCAGCACCGCCUCAGCUCCUGGAGGCGGAGGCAGAGCACUCUCUGAACACGUCGGGGGACAGGCCAGGAGACGUCGGUCCCUACGACUUGACCAUCCUUCAUUUCAACGAUGUUUACGAGGUGGACCCGCGGCCUGAGGAGCCGGUGGGAGGCGCCGCCAGAUUUGCAACAGCUGUGAAAAAGUUCAGUUUCCUGAAUCCACUUUUGAUUUUUAGUGGUGACUGCUUAAACCCUUCAGUUUUAAGUACAAUAACGAAAGGAAAGCAUAUGAUUCCUAUUUUAAAUGAAUUGGGAGUACAUUGCGCAGUUUUUGGAAACCAUGAGUUUGAUUUUGGUGUGGAUGUUUUGGAAGAAUACAUCAAACAGAUGCAUUUUACAUGGUUACUCAGUAAUGUCUAUGACAGAUUUACUUCUGAACCUCUUGGACAUGGUGCAGUAAAAAAAAUAGUGACUUGGAACAAUAUGAAAAUAGGGCUAAUGGGGUUAGUUGAAGAAGAUUGGCUAGAUACUUUGGCUACAGUUAAUAAAUCAAAUGUAAACUAUAAAGAUUAUGUUGAAGUUGCUAAUGAAACGGCAGUAGAACUGAAAGAAGAAGGAGCAGAUCUUGUUAUUGCAAUAACUCAUAUGAAAUGGGGAAAUGAUACAAGGCUUGCCCAAACAGCAGAAGGGGUCAAUUUGAUUCUAGGAGGCCAUGACCAUGAUUAUGGAAUCAGGAAGGUGAAUGAAACCUGGAUUGUCAAAAGUGGAUCUGAUUUUAAAUACCUGACAAAAAUAAAUAUAAGACACUUUGAUGCAUCUUUCCAAUAUGUAUUUGAGAAAGUGGAAAUUGUUAGUUAUUUGGAAGAAGAUUCAUAUAUUAAAGCAAUAGUAAAAGAUUUUACUCAAAACAUACAGUAUAUGUUGGAAGAAGUCCUCUGCCCCAUUGAUAUGGAAUUAGAUGGUCGUGAAAUUACUGUGAGAAGAUCUGAGAGCAAUCUUGGGAAUCUGGUGACUAAUGCAAUGCUGGAAGCUACUCGUGCUGAUGUCGCACUACUUAAUUCAGGCACCCUCAGAUCAGAUCGGAUACAUCCAGCAGGGAAUUUCACUUUGCAUGAUCUUUUGGCAAUUCUUCCUAUAGUGGAUCCAGUUUUAGUUGUCAAAGUCACAGGUGCACAGCUGCUGGAAGCACUUGAAAAUGGAGUUUACAAAUACCCAGCUCUAGAUGGAAGAUUUCCUCAAGUUGCUGGAAUAGAAUUUGGAUUUGACCCAGAUGCAGAACCAGGACAUCGAAUCAUAAGAGAUACUGUAAAAGUUCAAGGACAAUAUUUACGGAAAAAAAAAAUUUACCUUCUUGCUAUAAAGGAGUACAUUGCAAAUGGGAAGGAUGGCUAUAUUAUGCUUAAAAGUUGUCCUCGAAUGUUUGACACAGAAACUGCACAAGUCCUUUCGACAGUUGUCAUGAAUCACUUUGAAUCAAUAAAGAUUGUGCAGGGAAGGAAGCAGUGUCUUUCAGGCCAUCGAAUGAGUUUAAUCACCACCACCAGCAGAUCGCCAUCACUAACAGCCUUUGAGAAAGAAUCAGAGAAACCGUUAGCAGUAAUUGCAGUACCUGGCAUAGAAGGACGGAUUUGCCAUAUUUCUCAGGACAUGAAAGAACAUUUGCACCAACUUAGAACUGCAAGGAAACAAGGCUUAAGAACUUUUCCCACCAUCAGUGAUAAUGCACCUGCAAAUUCCGAUUCGGAUUGAAAUACUAAAUAUGUAAUGUUAGUCAAUACCAGAAUGAACCUGAACAACUAGUAUAAUUUUACCAUUGUUAAGCAUAGUAAUGUAAUUUUGAUUCUUUUGUAUUUUUCUAGAAUUGAUUUUAAUUCUGGAGAUAUUGCUAUAAAUGUUUUUUUAUUUGAUUCUUAUCAAGUCAUGUAUCUUUGACUCUUCAAUGUUUUACACAAGAAACAAGACCUGAGUACUUGUGCACAUGUUCGUGAUUUAAGAAUAGACAUCGCAUAGCGCUUCCGAAUUAAAUGACUUCCAUACUCACCUUUCCACAGUACUUACUUGUACAUUUUUUCUUUUCCCUCUUAAUCUUUUUUUGCUUAUUUUUUUGCAUCUGGAUUAAAUAUAUGUGUUCUUUUUCUUCCCUUGCUGGUUUAAAACUACGUUGUUUUGCUUUCUGACACAGAAUAGAGGAAAAUGAGUGAUUAUAAAACAAUGAUCAUUAUUGUCCUUUAUUCCAGUAAAGAUGAUGAUGAGGUUGUAUAGCAAUGGAAUAUUUAUAGAAGUCCUGAGUUUUUCAUUUUAAUGAAAUAGACAGUGUGGAAGCUUUCAUACAGUUUUCUUACCUGUUAUCAUUUAAGUUAAAGCAAUUCUUCUUCUUCUUAGAAAUGAGAGGGAAUAGUGUAGCAUUAAUCAAAUGACAAAUCCUUUCACAAAAAUUUAAAACCAGGUGGGACUAAAUUUAUAAUAGGCUUAUAAAUUGGCUAAUUAAUUGAAAAAUAAUGUUUCUUCCUCAUCUCUGAUAGUUAUAAUCUUUGGAAAUAAAAUGCAUCACCUUUUCAGCUUCACUUUUUCUGUGAAAACCUGCAGAUCAUAAUUAGGGCCAAAGGGCAUUCUGUUUCUAGGGAGGCCAUGUAUGCCUUUUAUUGUGAAUUCAUAGAAAGAAAGAAACAUACCCAGUUAGUGUCUUGCUUAGAAAGAAUGAGUAGCAGUACCAAUGAGGUACAUACACUAGCAUAAUUAAUUUAAAUGGAGGUUUACCUGGUAGAACUGUGAAGGUUCACUUUAAUUAUUUAUUUUAAAGUUCUAUUCCUUUCUGCUUUUAGCUCUCUCUUAGCCAUGUACAGAAAAGGAAGUACUGACAUAUGUAUAUCCUGAUUCUCUCUGAUGAACCCAUGGUAAUAGAAAGCAUACAGGAAUAGAAUACUUUGUUCCCAACAGCAAUUUUAGCUUUCAUUUGAAUAAUUAGAUACGAGGUAGAUUUUAGAAUUCUAUUUUUAAAUUAGCAGAAGCAUAUAGACUCUUAGGUUACAAGAACUUUAUUCUGAAUUCCUCAGGAUCUGUUAUUGGCCUUUAAAUAGGGUUUAGAUUAUGGCCCAAAUUGAAUUAUGCAUCAUUUAUAUAGUAAGUGGGCAUUCAUUCAUUCAAGAAAUAACUUUGUUGAAUGUGUACCUUUUUGGUUUUGAGAAUGUGUGAAUGAAUCUGAGGGACUUGGUGGUAUGUGUAAUUGUAGAGUUUCGCCGUAUGUAGAAGUGCUGUUUCCUGUAAAGGUGUUUGAGGGGCCGGCGCUGUGGCGCAGCAGGUUAAUGCCCUGGCCUGAAGUGCCGGCAUCCCAUAUGGGCAUCGGUUCUAGUUGCGCCACUUCUGAUCCAGCUCUCUGCUGUGGCCUAGGAAAGCAGUAGAAGAUGGCCCAGGUCCUUGGGUCCCUGCACCUGCGUGGGAGACGCAAAAGCUCCUGGCUUCGGAACUGCACAGCUCUGGCAGUUGCGGCCAUCUGCGGGGGUGAACCAUCGGAUGGAAGACUUUCUCUCUCUGCCUCUCCUCUCUCUGUGUAACUCUGACUUUCAAAUAAAUAAAUAAAUCUCUUUUUAAAAAAAAAAAAAAGAAAGAAAGUGUUUGAGUAGAAGGAAAUGUAAUCAAGGAGGCUAAGACCAUAACUGGAGUUAAUUCAUAGCAAAAAACUGAAGCAAAAGCAUAGGUGAGGAUAAAAGAGAAGAGUUGUAAAAAAAGGUAUCUUAUUUGACUGCAUCACAACUUAUUACUUCUGGCUUUGAUAUGUUACUGAUACUAACUUUGAAUAGAAAUGCUUUGCAUGGUAUAGAUUAAAUAAUUUUACUUUGGAAAGAUGGCAAAUCUACAAUAGCUUUUCAAAUUAUGUCAAUCAAAAUAGAAGUAUUAGAGAUAAAGCUAUUCUGUUCAGAAUUGUAGCAAGUAUGAUGCUUUAAAAAGUGACAGUUAAUUCCAUAUUAGUUCAGACAGCUCAAUAGAACUUAUGCUUUCUUUUUAGAAACCUUCUAUAGUGCAAAUCUAUAGUUAAAAUGUGUUUGAUUAAAAUUUUUAAGUUUUCCUCUCAUUACCCUGGUUGAUGAGGUUUAUGGUAGUUUCCCUUCCUCCCUCCCUCCUUUCCCCUUCCUUCCUUCCUUCCUUUCUUUCUUCCCAUUUAUUUAUUUAAUUAUUUGAAAGGCAGAGUUACAGAGAGGCAGAGAGAGGUUUUUUGUUGUUGUUGUUGAGAUUUAAAAAUAUUUAUUAGAGUCAAAGACCUCAGCCAGAGCAGCAUGGAGGGCGGCUUCUGAGAGAGGAAAAAACCUGAAGGGCCCGUGGCACUGGGGUUUUUAAGUAGAGUUUGGAAAGAAAAAAACCUUGACAAUAAUAUUGGCAUUCAGUUACCAAGUGGGG